AUGGAAUACCCCACCGGUUAUCAUUCUCUGGAUAAACUUGCCCAUCAAAACGAUACGCAAAAAUUAGUGGUUCUCUGCCUCUCGUCGCUGCAAGACAUCUCUGAAUACUUCGGUAAACAGGAUGACGAGUUUCUCCAAAAGCACUUCGGGCACAUCAUAGUGCAGGGCGGUUAUAUAAUCCAGGAUAGUUCCAUCAAGCCAGACUUGAAGGCGAUGAACAACAGUUUCCACCCGGAGGCUGCGGCCACCUUUACGGAUCGCCUCCAUACUCUAGGAAUACCAUCGGAUGCCUGGGGCAAAGAAGUUGCAGUGGCUGCAGGUCUCGAUCUAAGUAUCUUCAAGGAACUAGACGGCCCAGUGAGGAAGCAUCUUAACUGGAAGCUCCCUCGCCAACUCUAUGGGUUCUAUUGGGAUGCACUCAACAAACCAUUCAAACCGCAUCUUGACAAGGCAUGGCUUUUAGAGACACACAUGCGUAUCGACAAGACCAAUCCAGCCUUUCAAACUAUGAUAGCUGAGCCACUUUCUUUUGGUAAAUUUGUGGAUCAAACCAAGCUCCCCGCCUACGAUGCUUGUGCAGCAAUGGGUGCGCUUGGCGAUCCAUUCCUCCGGCGGCUUGGGAUUUUGGAAAACACCCAAGAGAUAUCAGAUCAAUCAUAUCGCAUGUUCGGAGAGAGCCCUGAUAACCUAGGGGGGGUUAACCCAGAGAACCUAAACUUCGCUUUAAGGGUUUUUCUGAAAGGCUCGAUAAAAGCUUCCUAUGAAAAUGCAAGUAAACUCAUCAGCGGCAGGAUCACUUGGUUUGUUCCUAGCUACGAGACCACGCUGGAGAGUUACAAAAAGAAACUACCAUACCUGAGGGGAAAUGCCCACGAUAAAACCGAAGACGGUACCGAAAGGGGCAUAAAGAAGGAUAAAUUCGGCAAACCUAUUCAAGGUAUUGAAGAUGAAGGACCACCUUAUGAGCUCCUGUUUCAAGAAGAGAUGCUCCAACAGCAGACCAUCAACAUGGAAAGUCUUAUUAUCGAUGACGCGCCAAGGAAUGGAGAUUGA
Clonostachys rhizophaga is the source of this 1053-nucleotide messenger RNA. The record is from the annotation of a GenBank genome assembly. Lineage: Eukaryota; Fungi; Ascomycota; Sordariomycetes; Hypocreales; Bionectriaceae.